AUGAAGGUCGUAUUGGGAAAUCCAAACUUGCCAAAGGACAUUCUCGUGAAUGAUGCUGCUCAUCAUUCCAAGACUCUCUCCAUCUUCCAAGAAGAAGGAACAGAAAUUAGAAAAGCUACAAAUGUUUCUACAUCACGUGCUCCAGUGUAUGCUUUGAACGGAAAAUCAUUGUAUCCAAAACAUUACUUUGGAUUUUUGAAGAAUUUGAAGCAAGUUUGGGCUCCAAGAGCAACCUCUGCCGGAUUCUGGGGAGUUACUCUCGGUUUUUGGGCAUGGUAUGCUCUUCUUCCACAUAGCAACAUGGUCUUGAGAAGAGUUUUCCUCGGAGAACAACCAGAAGAUUAA
Messenger RNA from Naegleria fowleri, 345 nucleotides. RefSeq lists its product as uncharacterized. The transcript has 2 exons. The record is from RefSeq and is a predicted model, not a curated record. The coding region runs from base 1 to 345 and encodes 114 amino acids. NCBI's taxonomy places the organism in Eukaryota, Heterolobosea, Eutetramitea, Acrasida, Naegleriidae.